UUUGUCAUUGACAGCGUGCAGACAAAUGGUCAAUUACCUGAUGCGACACGUUUCCCUCGUAUAACAGUUGGGAUUUUUAGCGCAGGGAAACAUGAGUGAUGUCUGUCGCUUACUUAUAGAAAUGCCAUUUCAAUUGUAGCUCUCAGUAUUUCUAGGGAAAUGCACACCUUGUAUGACAGUAUAGACCCACAGGCGACUUCAUUAGGUACAGGCUUGUACACUGUAAUCCUAAAGUGAUGAAUUGUUUUAGCAACAAUACUCAGAUAGGCAGUAACAUUUAAACAAUGCUCUAUUAUGUUGGUACUAUGAGGCCCAAAGUCGUCACACACACAAAAUAUAACACACAUUACACCAAAAAGAGCAUGCUAUCAUGUGGUUUACACCAAUUUUUAACCCUACUGUCCAAAUCUGACAGCAGAAAUUGAGACUCAUCCAACCAGACUCAUCCGCUUGCUCAUAGGGUCUCGACUUGAUUGUUGGGGUUUUGUCUAUUUUCAAAGUAUUAUUGUAGGGUCUUUACCUUACAAUGUAAAGCACCUUAAAACUCUUAGAAUAAGAUUGAAUUGAAUUUCUUCAAUCGUGUAUUGUCCAGUAUUGGUGCAAAUCGACGCCCAUGUGAAUUAUAGCCUCAUUUUCCUAUUUCCUUAUCUAUGGACUGGCUACAUUGUGAUCUUCUGCUGCUCUAGCCCAUCUGCGUCAAGGUUUGACCUGUUGUUUGGUCAGAGAUGCUCUUCUGCAUACUUGCGUUGUAACGAGUAGUUAUCUGAGUUACUGUUGCUUUAGUUAAAGCUCAAAGCAGUGUGUUCGUUCUUCUCUGACCUCUGACACCAGGAAGGCAUUUUUGCUGUCACACACUGGAUUUGUUUUCCUUUGUUUUGGACCAUUCUCUAUAAACCCUGGAGAUGACUGUGUAGGAAAAAUCCCAGAAGAUCAGCGUUUUCUGAAAUCCUCAGACCAGCCUGUUUGGCACCAACAGCAGUGUCAUGUUGAAAGUCACUUACAUUAAAUUUCUUCCCUAUCCUGAUGCUCUGUUUGAACUUCAGCAGGUCGUCUUGGCCAUGUUUACAUUAAUUAGAUUAGAUAUUUGCAUUAACGAGUAGUUGAACAGCUAUUCUUAAUAAAGUGACUCAGUGUAUAGCUUCAUAUUUUCUCCUGUUAAAACUAAAACUAGCAUCCUUAUGAUUGACCUGAAUGUAAAGUCCACGUGAACUGCUCCAUGACUCAUGCUAUUUGAAAAAAAAAAGCAUUCUAGCACUGAGCUAUACAGAGGGGCGAGCGCCAAAUACAGACGCGCGAGUGUGUGUGUGUGUGUGUUUGAAAGAUAAAGAUAGAAGCCCGUAGAAAAACGUGGGCUAGAUUAAGCUUCUGCUUUGGCUGCUGAAAUGGGGGAGGGAGGACGGGAAGCAGGAGAAAAGCCAUUGUAGGUUGGCGAGAGCGAGUGAGCGAGGGGAAGGUUUGUAAGAGAUGGAGGUUUAUUUUAUAAUAUGUUAUUUGUAAGAGCAGCAUCACAGAUAGAGGGAGGUGAAAGUGGGCAAAAUGCAGGAAAAACAGGAUUCUCAGAGCCGAGCCCCGGGCAUCCCGGGGAAGGCUCACCCAGCUCUCAAAGCCUUUAUGUGUGGCUCCCUCAGUGGCACCUGCUCUACACUCCUCUUCCAGCCUUUGGAUCUGGUGAAGACACGACUGCAGACCCUGCAGAACAAUGCCAAGCCCGGCGCACCCAAGGUGGGAAUGUUUAGCGUUUUCAUCAAUGUUAUUAGGACAGAGAAGUUCUUCAGUCUGUGGAAAGGUGUUUCACCGUCAUUUGUGCGCUGCAUCCCUGGGGUGGGUAUCUACUUCAGCACCUUCUACUCCCUGAAGCAGCACUUCUUCCUGGACCGAGCUCCCAACGCUGGCGAGGCAGUUCUGCUCGGAGCGGGUGCCAGAGCUGUGGCCGGAGUCUGCAUGUUACCAUUCACAGUCAUCAAGACGCGCUUCGAGAGUGGCUUUUACAGUUAUGUGAGUGUGCCCGGUGCUCUGAGGAGUAUGUAUGAGACGGAGGGAAUCAGGGCUCUGUUUUCUGGGCUGACUGCCACGCUGCUCCGCGACGCUCCUUUCUCCGGCAUCUACGUCAUGUUUUACAGCCAGGCCAAGAGAGCGCUGCCUCAAGAGGUGACCUCGGCGCCCUACGCCCCGCUGGUGAACUUCAGCUGUGGGGUGAUUGCGGGUGUCAUGGCAUCAGUAGUAACGCAGCCUGCAGAUGUAGUGAAGACUCACAUUCAAGUCAGACCCUCCCACUGUAGCACAGCGGGUGCAGUUCGCCGCAUCUACAUGGAGCACGGCAUGGCUGGGUUUUUUCGUGGAGCUGUGCCCAGGUCUCUUCGACGCACUCUCAUGGCUGCCAUGGCUUGGACUGUGUAUGAACAGCUGAUGGCUCGAAUGGGCCUCAAAUCCUGAAGAGCAAAAGUUUUUAGCUGCAAGAGAAGGGAAAGAGCUAUAAGAGGAUACUUCUGUAUUAUUAUUAUUAUUAUUAUUAUUAUUAUUAUUAUUAUUAUUAUUAUUAUUAUUAUCAUCUAAGAAGUAAAUGGAGCUGAGGAGCUUACAGGGUCAGUGAGCCAGCAGUAACAAGAUAAUAAGCAAAGGAAGCAGGUGGAUAAAUGCCUGAAACACAUGAGUAGGAGUGCUCUGUGUGUGUGUGUGUGUGUGAAACUGUUCGGGACUGUGAUGUUACACCUGAAGCACUCUUAUGUCCGUCUCGGACUGUAGUGACACUCCCUGCUGUGAAGUGAACUCGUCCCUCCUAAUAUUUAUGUUCCUGAGGUAUGGCUACUAGCGAUCAGAAAACGGGGCCAAUGGCUCUUCUGGCUAACAGAGUUGCCUUUGACGAUGUUUUAAAAUACCGUAGAAACGAACGAGACACUCAAUAAGCUGGUGUCCCUUACAUCCGAUGAAGAAGCAAAGCACUGCAGGUUCUGCCAUAUUUGUUCUGACAAGAUUGAGCAAUGUUUCGCACUUGCUGACUGAUCUUUUUUUUUUUUUUUUUUUUUUUU
Haplochromis burtoni (Burton's mouthbrooder) is the source of this 3026-nucleotide messenger RNA. RefSeq names its product mitochondrial glycine transporter B. The coding region runs from base 1537 to 2433 and encodes 298 amino acids. The transcript has 7 exons. The record is from RefSeq and is a predicted model, not a curated record. Gene Ontology annotation, cellular component: mitochondrial inner membrane; mitochondrion. Gene Ontology annotation, molecular function: glycine transmembrane transporter activity. Gene Ontology annotation, biological process: glycine import into mitochondrion. Lineage: Eukaryota; Metazoa; Chordata; Actinopteri; Cichliformes; Cichlidae.